CUCUCUCACACAUUCUCACUCUCCCUAACUCUCUCAUAUUCUCUCUCUUCUGCCUCUUGUACGUUACAGGUUGGGAACUCUCAGUACUACAACUACACGCUGUCAGUCAACGGCAAAGAGCAGAAGCACGGAGACAGUUAUGAGUCGGACUACCUCACCGACCUCAUCACGAACCGGUCCCUACACUUCCUGGAGGACAGGAGCCCCCAGCAUCCGUUCUUCCUCAUGUUGUCUCCUCCAGCUCCUCACUCCCCCUGGACGGCAGCACCUCAGUACCAGAAGGAGUUCAGCGACGUUAAAGCCCCCCGAGACGGGAGCUUUGACAAGCUAGGCAAGGACAAACACUGGCUGCUGCGUCAGCCUGUGAACCCGAUGCCAGAAAGCUCCCUCAACUAUCUGGACAGCGCCUACAGGAAGAGGUGGCAGACGCUGCUGUCAGUGGACGACAUGGUGGAGCUGCUGGUGAAGAAACUGGACAGCAUGAAAGAACUGGACAACACCUACAUCUUCUACACCUCUGACAACGGCUACCACACGGGUCAGUUCUCUCUGCCCAUCGAUAAGAGGCAGCUGUAUGAGUUUGACAUCAGGGUCCCGCUCAUGGUCCGCGGUCCGGGAAUAAAACCCAACCAGAUGCUGCAGGCUCCGGUGUUGAAUAUCGACCUGGCUCCCACCAUUCUGGACAUCUCUGGUACCAACCUGUCAUCUGUGAACGUGGACGGACAGUCUUUCCUCUCGCAGAUGGCCCCGUCUCUGCGUAACGGCACCACUCGUCCCUUUUUCCUUGUUGAAUACACCGGAGAGGGACAUCCAACGUCCGAUCCUUCUUGUCCCAAACUGGGCCCCGGACUGUCCGAAUGUUUCCCAGACUGCGUGUGUGAAGACGCCUUCAACAACACCUACGCCUGCGUCCGGACCCUGAACGGCCAAAACAACCUGCAGUACUGCGAGUUUGCAGACAGCGAGUCGUUCGUAGAAGUGUACAACCUGACGUCGGACCCCCACCAGCUGGAGAACAUCGUGAAGAAGGUGGAUCCGGCCGUCCUGCAGGCGAUGAAUCAGCGGCUCAUAAAGCUCCAGUCCUGUCAGGGCGCCAGCUGCCGUGACAAUAAGUAACAACUAGGUGACGCCCUUCACGGAGCUGCCAAACAUCCUUCAUCCUGCUUCAUACGCUCAGUGGAAGAUGGCGCUGGUUUAUAUUACUGUUUGGUCAAAGGCAACUUUGUUGGAUAUGUCUUUUUCAUAACCAUCUUUCCCAAAAGUUUAAAUUAAAUGAUGGAUGAUGGCUGGGUUCCACUUAGCUGCUUCAGUUUCAGGGUCCUCGUGUUGUGCAUGCUGGGUCACUUUCAUGGUUUACGGGGACACUUGAGUAAGAACAGAGCCAUCGGUAGAGGACACGUUUAACAUUUUGGGAAAUGCACCUGCUGGACGAGAACAUAGAUACCGUCUGUACGAUAACUAUGGCGCUGCAGCUGGUUUGCUUAGCUUAGCAUAAAGACUGGAAACGGGGGAGGGGAAGCAGCUAGCAUCUCUCUGUGUUGCGCCACAGUAACAAAAUAAAAGUGUAAAAACGCAUCAAUGUUGUACAAGGAGCUAUGUACCGGAAUAUUUCAUGGUUGAUGGGGGAAGAAAUAGUCCUCGUAGUAAUAUAAAUAGUAUUUGUACUAUCAAAGGGCAGAUAAUUUAUUUCCCAAAAUGUGAAACUUUUCCUUGUAUGUUAUUAGUAACGCCUGUUUUUCUUUUAAUGACGAGUCAAAAUGUCUGCAGUGAAAAUGAGCUGUGCUCAAAAAUCUCUAAAUUAAAAGUUUAUUAUGUUUAAGAUAAACUCUUCAGCCAGUUCAUAUAUUAUGCAGAUCUACCGCUCAUCCAUGUUGAAAUGUCUUCCUGAUAUAAACUUCUGUUCUUUAUAAUAGUCAUGGUUCAAAAUGCCAUCUGAACAUUUUAGUUCUUAAACGAUACACAACCAAAGAUUAUAAUAGUUUGAGAUUUUGGGAAAGUUGCUUCUUAACUUUCUUGCAGAGAGUUAUACUUUUAAUUCUGCAGAACUUGAAGUUGAGACAUUAAGUCUUUUUUUUAAAGGACACAUCUGUUUCCAGUUAUUGCUCCAAUUUUGUGCCUCAGAUUUAAAGAAUGGACAAAACAUUUUUUAAUUCUCAUGUUUUAUAUUUUGCAGAGUAUUAAUGAUGACAUUUAUAAAGUGCCUUUUUUUAAAGUGGAAGAUGGGAACAUUGCUGUCAUACUUUGGAGGCGUGUUGACGACUUUGUAAUUGUGAUGAAUAUUCGUCACCUGGUAACAUUUGAUCCUGUAUGCCUUGUUUGCACUGACGACGCUCACUUGCCUUAAAUGUGAAUGUAUUUGUACUGUGAUGAAAUUUAAAUAAAUCAAAAGAAGCAUUUAAAUGCACUUGUGUGGAUA
This is a messenger RNA of Anarrhichthys ocellatus (wolf-eel), 2416 nucleotides long. RefSeq names its product glucosamine (N-acetyl)-6-sulfatase (Sanfilippo disease IIID), b (gene gnsb). The record is from RefSeq and is a predicted model, not a curated record. Gene Ontology annotation, molecular function: N-acetylglucosamine-6-sulfatase activity; glycosaminoglycan binding. Gene Ontology annotation, biological process: glycosaminoglycan metabolic process. The annotation marks the transcript as partial. The transcript has 9 exons. NCBI's taxonomy places the organism in Eukaryota, Metazoa, Chordata, Actinopteri, Perciformes, Anarhichadidae.